AUGAGACGCUGGGCCUCCAAGAGUGAAAGUACAGAGUACGAGCAUCAGCCCAACCGAGCAACAAUACAGUCCUGGGAUCUUUUGCGCAACGAGCUACUCAGCCUAGACUGGAUUCCAUGGCGUGACGAAGGCGAAUGUUACCAAGCUCUCAACAUACAUGCACGACCAAGCCUGCUCUCUGGUGUAGGCGCGACAAAUCGCUACGAGGAAUACGACGGCGAGACGGAAAUGCUGCAAGACGAGCGAACGAAACUAAAGCGACACAUCGAGGCGGCCCGAAUGAGGAUUCCUGCCCUCAAUGUUGCCUUGAGAGCAGGCCGACAGCGAUCAGGUUCGUUGAGUACCGACGAGCUCAAGCGGCUGGUUGCUGAGCAUAGGAUCUCGAUAGAGCACUCUCCGACUCGACAUGUACAACCAGAAGGUUGGGGCAUUGGAAUGGUGCUGGAUGGCGUGGAGCGCAACGCACCGGACAAUAAAGCACUGCGACAGAAAAUCUUGUCCAUGCGACACGCCAGUGCCCAGCAACUGCGCAAUACCGCAAUGGAAUAUGGAUGUUCUAUUCCAGAAGUACCGGCGCCACCUCCUGCACCACCAUUGGAACUGGAUGCCAAGGUGGAGGUUGCGAGAGCUGUGCAGAACAUGUUCACUGUCAAGCGUCAAUUGUUCCAGGAGUGUGAGUGGGAGGAAAGGUUUGACGGUGACAAGUUCGAGGCAAGACGGGAUGAGUUGCUGGACGAGUAUCAUUCUUUCUUCAUGCUGCUAGGACCCAAGGGUCAGAACAUCCAUGAUCCUGUCGAGGGAGCGUGGUUGAGGGACUGGUUCAGGCAGAAGGCUGGCGAGAAGGCUGUUUAA
Molecule: messenger RNA, 852 nt
Organism: Aureobasidium uvarum
Lineage: Eukaryota; Fungi; Ascomycota; Dothideomycetes; Dothideales; Saccotheciaceae
Source: the annotation of a GenBank genome assembly